Messenger RNA from Galendromus occidentalis (western predatory mite), 1033 nucleotides. RefSeq names its product putative transferase CAF17 homolog, mitochondrial. Gene Ontology annotation, cellular component: mitochondrial matrix. NCBI's taxonomy places the organism in Eukaryota, Metazoa, Arthropoda, Arachnida, Mesostigmata, Phytoseiidae. Bases 184 to 1020 code for a protein of 278 amino acids. Gene Ontology annotation, biological process: iron-sulfur cluster assembly. Gene Ontology annotation, molecular function: protein binding. The transcript has 6 exons. The record is from RefSeq and is a predicted model, not a curated record.
ACACUGAGAGGGAUUAGUUUCUCGAUUGAGCUGUUUCUGAGAAGUUCCGAGUUUCACUCAUGGUGUUGUCUGCAAAGUUACCUCACGCUCUCAAGCAACAGGCCCUGAUUCCUUGGGGAGGCGGGUUGAUGUGACCGCCGGAAUCAUCUCGAAAUAAAAGCAUCUGCACCAAACUCCCCGAGGAUGACUCUCAAGGGCUUGGUACCCCUCGCAAAGAAAGUGCUCCGCCUCCGUGGUUCGGACACCUUGCCCUUCCUCCAGGGUGUGCUCACGAAUGAUGUGUACUCUGAAGCCAAAGUGGUCUAUUCCUAUCUCCUGAAUAGUCAGGGGCGCGUGCUCUUUGACCUGUUUCUCUACAAACUUGGCGAAUCAGACGUCCUACUUGAGACCGAUGCCACCUUGGAAAGCUCUCUUUUGAAGGUUCUGAAUCUCUACAAGAUGCGUCGCUCGGUUUCUAUUGAGACAGCUCCGUAUACUGCUUGCGCGUCGUUCGGUCCCCUCGAUAGCGGGAUUAUCGACGGACCCGACCCAAGACUUCCACAGCUCGGCGUCAAAUCGAUACGAGGAACUGGGGAGCCGGAUUCUCGGAUGGACCUGUACCGAGAACUGCGUUACCGAUUGGGGGUUCCAGAAGGGCCAAGUGAGCUCGGUACUGGGAAAGCGAUUCCUCUGGAGAGCAACGGAGAUUACUUGAAUGCGAUCUCUUUCGACAAGGGUUGUUAUAUCGGUCAAGAGCUGACGGCAAGGGCUCAUCAUACAGGCGUCAUUCGGAAACGAUACAUGCCAAUCUCGUUCCCGAAACCUCAAAAAAUAUCGUGUGACGCCGAGGAGCUAUCAGUCUUGAGUCAGAACGGAGCGAAGGUAGGAGUUCUAAAAGCCGUCAUGGGCACACGCGGUCUCGGACUCAUGCGGAUCAGGGAAUCGUUGGAAGCUGGUGAUCUCUCAAUCGAAGUGAACGGUGAAAAUGUAGAAGUCGAAGUCAGCUGCCCGGAAUGGUGGCCCAAAUUGAGCAUGCCCUGAGAAUCAGCCUUUC